AUGGCUGAUAGCCGGACGCUCUAUUUGAGUUCAAUGUGGUCACUGGAGGACCGAGGGAUUUCAGAAUUCCGAGACAAGCUCAAUGAGUUGAAUCCCGGUGCUUCGAUCAAGGUCCAAUAUCAACCUGAUAAGCAUUUCUUGAUUGUCACUGGUCAGUUUGAUGAUGAAUUUGCUGUCGAAAUCACAUCCCUGUUUGCAACUUAUAUCGAAGAGCAUCGCAAUGAUGAUCUACUUGAGAUGCCGAGAGUCCAGCAGCUUCGGAACUCGAAAACCUUCGAUCCCAAUCCUCUUCUUGACGACGGAAGCGAUGCGCAGCCAGGGGUGGAAACCCUAGUCGAGGAAAUUAUGCCGACACAACCCACUAGCGAUGGACCCGUUGUCAAGUUCUGGUAUCCCUCUCAGGUGGGAUUGGGUCCCAUAUCCUAUGACUCAGGCCCUUUACUACGUCGAAUUUCCGAAAUGACAGAAACACAAAUUGCAGUGCAGGGACCCCGAGGGCUCCGUAUUUCUGCACAACACAUGGACAACAUCGAGGAGGCAAUGGAUAUACUCUACUCCCUUGAAGAGUGCUUGGAUCUCAUUGAGAACCAAAACCGAGGGCUGAUCAUCCUUGCUCCCAAACGGGAAAACGCUACCUUUCGCGUCAUGACAUAUGCACAGAUCAGUGCCACUGCCUUGUGGCGUAUUUUAAUCGACCGAAAUACCUCUCUUCGUCUCCCAAAUGUAAUGACUCUGGUGGUUUGUGAAUUCGACGAGCUCGCUAACGAAUUCCGUCCACUUCGCAAACUUCGGCAGCCGCCGCAAGUGGCCCUGAAGGAAGCGAGCAUUACUCAAGAUUGGGAAGACUAUCAUUUUCCAGAGAUAGGUCCAAAAAAUGACCCCCACCUAGGGAAUAUCGAUCGGCACCUCCCGCCUAAAAGUGAGACCUCUCUCGAGAGGAGCGAUGCUCAGCACCCAUAUCUCUCUACUGGGAAGGCAAAAGAUGUCGACAAAUGGAUUUCUCGGGGUGUCGCUAAACGGCCUUUGGCAACCGACAGUCGUACAAAGACACCACUGGGGGAUGAGCCCACCUCGCCUGAGGUUGUUGGGUCCAAGCCUCCACCCGAGUCCAGCGUUUCCGCACCACGGGACCAGAGACAGUCCGGUCCAUUCAAGUCCAAUCCUGCCGGCGUCAAGGGACGUGUGGUUAUGCGACCAGAUGGAACUGUAGCACCCUCUAGCCAGCCUCGACAAGAGAAGCCAACAGACACCCCUGGUGAACCAGUCGCCUCCCUGUUUAGCAGACUCAGCCAUAGGGAGAGAACGAGGGAGCAACAUGUAGCCCGUCCAUCUGUAUCAGUCCCUCAACAAACAGCCGUCGGUAUUGUUCGUAGCGCGGAUGACUCCACUGCUCCCAAUGCAGGUUCCAAACAAUCGGAAACAAGGUCUAAGGAAACCGGUCCUGUGACUUCUACCUCUCCUACCUCUACGCAGGAACCGAAAUCAAUUGCCACCCCGCGUCUCCCAGUUCUGCCCACUCAUCUGGGUGCAGCACCCAAGCAGCCGGAAGACAAGUCAGAUGCAGCUGAUUUGGCUAUCUCCCCAGCGAACAAAGAAGAGAAGCCAGAUAGGACUCUGCCCCAACCAAUUCGCUCUAUUUCUCCAAGAGUCGUCAAGGCUCACCCUCUGGGAAUACUCGAUGUAGUGCAUUCACAGGUGAAUACAACACCUCAAGGGCGAAGUGUCGAUUCAGUGAUGGAUGAUAUAAGGCUAAUCCUUGAAAAGACCAAGACCUCGAGGGAAACUCGAAUGGAGGAAGCUUCCAGCAAGCCAAAAAUAACGGAUCAAAAACACCCAAGCACCACAUCCACUCAGCUGGAUCUCAGCAAAGAGACCAUAGAAGACCUCAGCCCUCUCAUUGAUCUUGAUUGGGAAUUGAAGAGCCCCGAUAGUGAUUUGCAGCACAUUGUUGCGUUCGAUUUGCCAGCUACAGCCCUAUCAAGCGGUCUGGAGCAGUCUACAGAUGUUCAACAUGACCAAUCCCAGAAUCGCGAGGCUAUCACUUUUACUCAACCUGAUGAUAUUUUCGAUACGCCCAAUAUCGAGGAUACAACUACGCGGCGUUGGCCAACUCAGAUGAUUCCCCGAGAGACGACUCCGGCCUCUGCUACUAGCGAGCCUGCUAAACUAGGGCCCGCUACAGUUGUGUCAUUGCCUGAUCCGGAUGUUGCUGGCUCUUCUAAGGUGAAUGACGUAUUUGAAGACGAACAGAUCCCUAAACAGGCUCCUGAAUUCCGCAGCAAGGCCGAUGAAGUAGCAUUCAGAUAUCUGCUCCGGCAGAUCAAGGACAAUCCUACCCCGGCACCUACCCCGGAAAUUCCUAGCAUUGAGGAGAUUUCGAUACCCCUUAAUGUUAGCCUAGUUGAUUCUACACCUCGAACACUGUCUUCUGCCUCGGGUUAUAUUGCUCCGCGUGGUGAUAUUCAGCAACGCCAAAACCCUGGCUGGGGAGUUGAGAAGGUACCGUUUCUUCACACAGAUCUCAUUGAUAUCUCGCCUCAGAUGCUUUCUACUCGCUCGGGUAAUGUCUCUUUGCAACAAUCCGACUCCAAAAACGAGGAGCAAGAUGCGGAAACAGAAGUCGGCGAAAAUCUGGCUAUCUCAGAUGAGACUCGGACAAGACAAUUCCGCGAGACGAUGUUCCAUCAGCGGCCUCCCGAGAAGGCUUUUCAUUGGGUGGAUGAGGUGACCAAAGUGGUGAAAAGGGCAAAGAUUGAAGCCCGCACUGCUAAUACCCAGGAGCGAAAGGAAAACAUUGAAACCAAUGCAGAGAACAAGGCAAAGGUUCAAGCCCCCAUUGUUAAUUCCUGGCACCGAAGAACAGUAUCUAAGUCAACACAAGCACAGUCACCAAGAAGCAUUGCUUUUCCCACGAAGGCGGUUGUGAAAUCAUCAAAAGAAAAGAAGCUUGCUCAGGACUCAACAGAGUCUCUGUUUCGAUUCCUUCAACCAAUUCUUGAUGCAGUCCGCAGCUUUCCAGGAACUUUGAGCCUUCAAUUCCAGUUCGGUCUUAUGUUCAUGCCCAGUCUGCCAGCUUCAACCAAAGAGAAGGAGAUGAGUUACAGGGAAGUUCACCAGCUGUUCUUCUCUGAUAAUAACUUGACACCGCCUCCAACAUCAUUCUUCGAGCGCCUGACUUCGUCUCCUGUAGACAUUGACUACCUCGUCGAUUUGGAGGUCAAUCAAUCUCGCCUGUUCGACCAAAAGUACAACCACCGAGGCGCAAAGUACGAGUUCUGGUGCCGCGCUGUUCCGAACAGAACCAUUGUUAUUUCAGUGAAUGAAUAUGGACAUGCUAUGAUUCGCUAUCCUGAGGUCUCCCUAGGCACAGUGCACUUGAGUUUCCCUUCACAUGUCUGGGACGCAGCUGCUAGGGUACAAGGCUUCAUUGAAUACAUUACGGGUGCUGACCCGGAGCUUGACGAAGCUGCACGAACAAUGGCGAAAAGCAUCCGGGUAGAACCAAACAAUAAACAUCUCCGCAUGUUGGUCUGUCUUCCGCCUGCGUCAAAGAUCAAAAUCGAGAAGGUGUUCAUGGAACGGUGGAGUCGUCACCGUUACCGCUCGGAAAAGAGUAAGAACCUGUUUCUCCAAAUCAGCGAAACCCAAGAACUACUUGCCACCCCGUCUAUCCUAGAUCCAGGUAUCAUGGUUUUGCAAAACGGCCCGCUUGAGGAAAUGGUCAAGGAUGGAAAACAGUGGUGGCAAGCCUCCAUUGUCAGCAGCAAAGUGGACGACAUCUUGAAAUCGAAUUCCUUCGUUGAACCUGGUGAUCGCAAUGAGUCCUGGUGUGCGACAGAUCUCCUCGGUGCAGAUAUUACGAAUGUGAUUCCCUCUACUGCAAACCAGGAGCUGAGUACCCUCGGAGCUGAAGUCGGCCAUUCGGGAAUUGGAGCAAUGUUACAGCUUGCCAAAACUGUCGUGCAGAAAAUCGAUCCUGUCGGAUACUGGAACAGAGGUCCUGCCAGUCUUGAUAGACGCACUAACACGUCGAAUGACCACAGUCAGAGUGGUGCGGGCACGGUCAAGGAGUCGUCCAAUUACUUGGGGAAGUCAUUAGUACCCUGGGCUCCACCAGCUGGAAUCAAAGAGAAGCGCAAGUGGUGA
Messenger RNA from Penicillium verrucosum, 4146 nucleotides. RefSeq lists its product as uncharacterized. The transcript is spliced from 6 exons. NCBI's taxonomy places the organism in Eukaryota, Fungi, Ascomycota, Eurotiomycetes, Eurotiales, Aspergillaceae. Bases 1 to 4146 code for a protein of 1381 amino acids. The record is from RefSeq and is a predicted model, not a curated record.